CCUCCUCAGAUGAGCCCAGCAGCUGGUCCGAGUACCAUGUCUGCCUACAGCACCGAGGUCCAGCUGGCCACCAGCCUGCUGUGCAGCAACAGCGGAGCCAUGCAGGUGCUGCAGCUGCACCAGAAGCUGCUGCAGCGCUGCAGCAUCACCGAGGAAGAGUUCUGCUUCAUCAUCAGCCGGUGCUCCCGCUUCCUGCUGGUAGGGGAGCGGCUGGAGGACCGCGCGGUGGUCGCCAGGACGUCCCUGCGGCUGUGCAGCGGCUACGGCGGGGGGAAGUACGGCGGGGGGAAGUGCGGCGGGGGGGGCUGCCAGCAGCUGCACCUCUGCAAGUUCUUUGUCUACGGGAACUGCAGGUUCGCCGAGGGCAGGAAGUCGUGUAAAUUCUCCCACGACAUUUACUCUGAUCACAACUACGGAUUACUGAGAGAGUGCACGCUGCACGAGCUCAACGAAGACCAGCUGUUCCUGCUGCUGCUGCAGAACGACCCUGCUCUCCUGCCAGAGGUGUGUCAGCACUAUAACAAAGGCUCCGGUCCUCACGGCGGCUGCACCUUCCAGGAGAACUGCACCAAAGUUCACUUGUGUCAGCACUUUGUUCAGGGCGACUGCAUGUUCGGACUUAAGUGUAACCGGCAGCACGCCAUCGAGCAACAUAGCCGCCGCUUGCUUCUGAAGAAAGGACUGAGAGAGGACAUCAUCCAGGAGCUGCCCUUCAUCUACAGGAACAUCCACCAGCUGACGGCUGCUGCCGCCUCCACAGAGAAAGAUUCUUUUUGUAAACCUGCCGAUCAGAGCGACAACAGCAACGAUAUCUGUCUGCACUUCAUCAGAAACAGCUGCAAGUUCCACAAUGAGUGCCGCCGUGUUCACUUCUGCCUGCCCUACAAGUGGGAGGUGUUUGAUGGUGUCACCUGGACAGACCUGCAGAACAUGGAGGACAUUGAGAAAGAUUUCUGUGACCCCUCUAAGACAAAGAGCUGUGGCGAUCGGCCCGUUGACUUCCUGACCAUGAGUCAGGCGUCGCACCCCGUUCGCCGCCUCUCCACGGUUUCCUCAGUUACGAAGCCGCCCCAUUACAUCCUGACCACUCAGUGGCUGUGGUACUACAAGGGGGACCACGGGAACUGGGUGGAGUACGGACAGCCGGAUGAAAAGCAGCGCACCACAUCAGUGACAUCGCAGACUCUGGAGGAAUCGUACCUGUCUGACAGAACAGCUGAGGUCGAAGUUGUGAAAGGCCAUAGACAGUACUUCAUCAGCUUCAAAGACAUGUACCAGAGGAACCCCAAACACAACACCAAGAGGAGAGUUCAUCGUCGCCCACGCUUCGUGUCUGUAGCCGAGGUGCAGAACCAGGCCGCUCAGCAGAGAAACCUUGAACUGAUGUGGCCCUGGUCUGAACAGUCUGGAUCUGAUUGAGUGCCUUACCUUGGUAUACCUGGGAUUAUUUCUGUGUCAGAAUCAGCUUUAUUUCCAUGUGGUUUAAACAAACGAGGAACUUGCUUUGGUGUUUGGCAGCAGUUAGAAAAAUGUUAGAAAGGUAACCUUCGGUUCCCUCCGCCGACUUCCCUCCUUCACUGUGAAAACAGACGACUCUGUUACUGUAGACAGCGGCGUGUCAGUCAAUCCACCACUUUGGUUCAGACCAAAAUAUCUAAACUAAACUAUUGACUGGAUGGAAUAUUAUGAUAUGUGGUUCGGACGUUCAUGGUCCUCAGAGGAUGAAUCCUAAUCACAUGACUGUAUCUGGUGCAACCGACACCAACAAGAUACUCAAACCAAUUUCCAGAUUCUCGCUGUGCUAACAUUAGCAUCUUGUCUUAGCUAAAUUUGGCUAGCUUUAAUGGUCACAUGCAACAUAACAUGCUAAAACAUACUAGCAUAAUAACAUGCUAACUGCUUUUGUUUAUCUUUAGAGGACAGUGCACUCGAAUGUAAAUGUGCUGCAGGUAACAGCUAAUGUGCACUCAAGUCCCGACACAGCUAAAACAUUAAAGGCCCCGUGAGAGCCCGUAUAAAAGAAAUGGACGUAACCACCGUUUUGAAGCCUCUAGUUCGGCAUUUUGGCAGUCGCCAUCUUGUUUUCGUGGAACCAGACAUGACCAUAUUUGGACAAGAGGGUGGAGCUAGCUAGCUUGGUUAGCUAGGUGCAUCUGCAAUUCAUGUUAAUUGUGAUAUUAGCUGGGAUGCUAAUUUUGGCUAGUGACAACCAGGCUUAAAACAAAACGUACUUCCUGGAAAAAUGACCAACGAUGAUGAAACUAGCGACUGAGAACAUAAACUCAUUAGGAAAGUGUUACCGAGGUAAUUAAUCAGCUGAGAAGUAGAAACAUUUUUUCAUAGACUUCUAUACAGCCGCCCCCUGCUGGCUGAUGGAGAGAAUGCAGGUUUAACUUACUUCAGCACUGGCUUCACUUUUUUAAACUCAGAGGUUCAUGCUUGCAAAAAAUGGUACUGUAACUCCACAUCUGUUAACCGUAAUGCAAACAUUAGCUAAUGUUAACAUGCUAAUGCUGCUAGCUAUUGUUUACAUACCUGUCGAGUCAGGUUUGUUCCGAGGCCGGACAUUGAGUUAUUAGCGUUGAGUCUGAAGGAGGUUAAACCUGCCAUUAAAAACAGACACGUUUAAAGAUGUUACUGUUUGCUUUUUAAAUGUGUGUAUUUAGUGGUUUAAGGACUGUUUUUCAUUCUGUGGGUGCGAUAAAGACUUUUCAUGUUGAUGUUUAUGUUCAUGACUAAGUUAGUUUAUGUUGAGGAUUUCUUUAUGUUGAGGAUUUCUUUAUGUGGACUAACGCAGCAACAUUAAAUAACCAACCAUGACAAGCAGCACAUUCAGUCGGUCUCUUUGAGCGGUGGAUGUCUCUUACAUGUUUUUCAACAGCAGAAAUAUUUGUAUUGGAUCUGUCGCUCUCUUUGCAUCUGAAUAAACUUUCUGAGUAAGA
Molecule: messenger RNA, 2942 nt
Organism: Micropterus salmoides (largemouth bass)
Lineage: Eukaryota; Metazoa; Chordata; Actinopteri; Centrarchiformes; Centrarchidae
Gene: parp12b
Product: poly (ADP-ribose) polymerase family, member 12b
Exons: 8
Coding region: 10-1419 (469 amino acids)
Molecular function (GO): metal ion binding
Source: RefSeq, a predicted model, not a curated record